Molecule: messenger RNA, 1324 nt
Organism: Lytechinus variegatus (green sea urchin)
Lineage: Eukaryota; Metazoa; Echinodermata; Echinoidea; Temnopleuroida; Toxopneustidae
Product: CCR4-NOT transcription complex subunit 9
Exons: 9
Coding region: 90-1028 (312 amino acids)
Biological process (GO): mRNA catabolic process; negative regulation of translation
Cellular component (GO): P-body; CCR4-NOT core complex; CCR4-NOT complex
Source: RefSeq, a predicted model, not a curated record
UUCCCUGGACUGAUCAUCAGUGAGUUGCCAGAAAUUCGGAGUGGGGAGACGUCUAAUUUUCAUCUGAACUUUCGAAAUUAGCUUGUAUAAUGCAUGGUCUUGGGAUGCAACCGCGUCUUGGAGGAGCUGCAAUCCCGCCUCCCCAAGCCCCUUCCUCCAUCCCUCCCAUGGCACCGGUGGAGAGAGAGAAGAUCUACCAGUGGAUUGUGGAGCUAGCUAGUCCAGAUACAAGGGAAAAUGCACUACACGAAUUAAGUAAAAAGCGUGAGGUGGUUCCAGACCUGGCCCCCAUGCUGUGGCACUCCUUCGGUACAGUGGCUGCACUGCUACAAGAGAUCGUCAACAUCUAUCCAUACAUCAACCCACCAGCUCUCACAGCUCACCAGUCCAAUCGAGUGUGCAAUGCCCUGGCUCUGUUACAAUGCAUAGCAUCACAUCCAGAAACGAGAUCAGCAUUCUUACAAGCUCACAUCCCUUUGUUCCUCUACCCCUUCCUACACACCGUCAGCAAGACACGCCCAUUCGAGUACCUUCGUCUCACGAGUCUUGGUGUCAUAGGUGCUCUUGUCAAGACUGAUGAACAGGAGGUAAUCAAUUUCUUACUGACGACAGAGAUUAUCCCCCUAUGUCUCAGGAUUAUGGAGAGUGGCAGUGAACUUUCAAAAACUGUUGCUACCUUCAUACUUCAGAAGAUUCUUCUUGAUGAAACGGGUCUGUCCUACAUCUGUCAGACGUAUGAAAGAUUCUCCCACGUAGCGAUGAUACUAGGCAAGAUGGUGAUAGCACUGGCGAAAGAACCGUCAGCUAGACUCUUGAAGCAUGUAGUUAGAUGCUACCUCAGACUUUCAGAUAACCAAAGAGCCCGCGGUGCACUCCGGCAGUGCCUACCGGACCAGCUCAAGGACAACAGCUUCAUGGCCGUCCUCAAGGACGACGGCUCCACCAAACGCUGGCUGGCCCAGCUCAUCAAGAACCUCACCGAGACCAGCGCCAUGGACCCUCGGGGAAUCCCCAUGCCGCCACAAUGACAGUCGGCCGACCAACAAGCCUAGCUUGCUUGGUCACAUAAAAUGAAGAGUCGUGGAAGGAGCAGUAUUUGUUGUGUUUUUGUCUUGUCCCCCCUGCUUUUCUAUCUUCUCUUUUUUUCUCUAUUUUGACAUGCAUUGUUUUCACUCUUUGUCCAAUAGUUCUGCAUGCACAAAAAGCCACCCCUCAUUCUAACAAAAAUUAAGGUUAAUAUUGGGUUUGGUAAAAUGAAGUAAUCAAUAGUUUGCCACUUUACAAAAUAUAUUUUCGAUGUGUUUAAAAGAAUAUAUUUCUUGCU